UAUAAUCAUCCUUUUGAAGAUGAUCUACUUAUUUCCAUGGAAACUCUCACUUACGAUACGCCUGAUGGAAUAAAACAAUGGGGGCAAGUGUCAACCAAGAAGAAAAAAAACUGGAAGAAGGAAUUAUUUCAGUCAGAAAGGAGUCUUGAUAAAACUUCUGGUGAAGAAAGUGAUUCUGAUAUAGUUUCAGUAAGAAGAAAAUUUGAAGACAUUCACGUCCAGAAUCUGAAUGUAGAUGAUGGGAAAAAUCAAGAGAAAGUAAAAGUUCAAGUGGAUGUGAUAGUACAAGAGAAUGCUAGAAAUAUUCCCAAAUGGAUUACGGUAGCACCUCAACACUCAUUGAAAAGUCUUCAUUUAGCUUCACCAGUGCAAGAAUUGAUGGGCAACCAGGCUGCCAUUAACAGAAAUAAAGCAGAGUUUUCAAAUGAAUGUUCUUCCAAAUCUCUAUGGUUACAAUUUCCUAGUGUUCCCAUUUCACCAAAUACUGUAAUCAUGUCCAGGGAUCUGCCUUCUCCAGAACUGAAUAGAAGUUGCUGGGAUAGUGUCUUGGAGGAGUACCAGUCUGCAGACGAGGAAUGCUCCUGGAGCAAUGUAACUCUUGCAGACUUGUAUCCAGCGAUGGUAAAGAUACUUACAAGGCUCAUGACAAAGCAGUCUCAGAGAAAAGAGUUAAAAUAUGUGUUUGGAUGCUUAAGGCACAAAAGAUGGCAUUCUAGAAGACCAAAGCUCAAUGUCACUGUAGACAAAAUAAGAGGGUUCAGACCUUUUAAUCUGAAGCAACCACAAUCCAACAUACGUAGCAAUAGAAGUGAAGACACCCAGAAUCAAACAUUUGGAAAUGAGAACAGAGAACUCUGUGAUGACAAGUGUUCCAAUAAUAAUUUAUCAGGUCUGGUACCUUAUUCUUACAUUGAUACAAAUGAAAACAAAGCAGACUACUGUGAUUCAAGUUUAGAACACCAUUUGGUAUCUGGAAAAAGCCAGAGAGUUUCCAAACAGACCCAUUUUCCUAAUGUUAUGGCUAGAAUGGGAGAGACCUUUCUCGUUGAAGAUGAGUUACAGACUACUGUCUCGCUGAAGAAUUCAAAAUGCAAAGAAGGUGAAAAAUUAGCUUAUAAAUGUUCCUCAGAACAUUGUUUUACAACAUCUACUGCCAGCUCAGGGUCAACAGCACUUCGCCUGUUAAAAGAAAGUAAAAUUCAAAAAACUAACUUUCCUUUUGGUAGUGCCUUAAGGCUGUGUUCAUGUACUUGCAGUUCCUACGGCAACAGUAAGGCUUUUACACCAGUCACAAACUGUUGCCCUGCAAGAGCACCAAAUACUUCGCUAAUAAAUCCUGAAAACCUAACUUCUGAAAGACUAACUUCUUUCCAGCGCGAGCACUCAUUUUCCUCACUGUCUAUGGAGCAGAGUACUUCAAACGUGCCCCAGAAAUACGAAGACGCAUUUGAAAAGCUCUACUACAAACUGUGUUCCAAAGAAAUCGAAAAGCCUUUGACAUCAGGAAGACCUCUUUCAAAUUCACAAAACCUUGAAGAGAAAGGAAGAUUAGUGAAGAGUAAUUUAAGUAAUUCUGUGAGCUCUGAUACGUACUAUGAUAGAGAAUUUGACAGGAUCUAUGAGGAGUUGUGUGGAGAAGCUGUUCCAAAACUUCCUGGGUUUCAGAGAGCUUCAAAUUUAAGGAAAUAUGAAGGAAUACAGAUGUCUGAAACUGUAAAUGCUCUUGUAAACUCACCUGUUAGAACUUUAUUUGCAAUUCCCAGAGUUAAAAGACUAGGAAAUUUUCAAAAUGAUCUUCCUUGUUCACCAGUAAAGCGACUGAAAAAUAUCCCAGAACAUUAUUCUCCUUCAGCACAAUGUCAACAAGUUUCUCACAGAAAAAACGUCAAUCUUCAGACAGUUGGCAUGGAUUUUUUGAACACGUACAAUGAUAGUAGCCCCAGCUUUUUUGACAGUUGUGACUGUCAGAGUCAGGACUGUGGCUUUCAUGACUCUUCAGAUAAAAUCUCUCUUAAUAUUCCUGGAACUUCCCUGCAAGAAUCUGGGAUUGCAGAUGUCCGCGCUGGUUGGCCUGGUGCAAUGAAGAAUUGCAGCCAUCCCAGAAAUUUCUCGAAGUGCCACCAAAGGGUAUACAGAAAACUAAGCUACACUGAUGGCAAAGACCAAAAUCCUAGCAAUCCCUUGGGCGACUUCCGGGUCAAAACUCACCACGGAGCAUUCAUGGACUGCUGCAGAGGAAACACGUUAUAA
Messenger RNA from Nestor notabilis (Kea), 2250 nucleotides. RefSeq lists its product as uncharacterized. Gene Ontology annotation, molecular function: histone binding. The record is from RefSeq and is a predicted model, not a curated record. Gene Ontology annotation, biological process: CENP-A containing chromatin assembly. The annotation marks the transcript as partial. Lineage: Eukaryota; Metazoa; Chordata; Aves; Psittaciformes; Psittacidae. Gene Ontology annotation, cellular component: chromosome, centromeric region. The transcript has 11 exons.